AUGGAAUCUGCCCCUUUCCGCACUCAGCCAAUCAGGAGAGACGCAGAGGGAAAAGCUGCUCGGUUUGAGCUGGAGCGCCGGGCGUGCCAGAGUCUCCGAAAAGUUCUCCAGCUGAAGCUUGAGCAGAGAAGAACUCGAGAAGAGCUGGUCAACCAGGGCAUCAUUCCACCUCUGAAGAGUUCAACCUCGUUCCAUGAGCAGAAGCGAAGCCUGGAGCGUGCACGGACGGAGGACUAUCUGAAGAGGAAGAUCAAGAGGCGUCCGCACCGUACCGAGCUGAUCAGAAUGAACAUCCUGGAGGGGGUGAUCCCCGAAGAGGCCGAGCUGGAGAAAAGAGCUCGUCUCACGGACGAUCUGAACAAUAAGAUUUCCCAGCGGCCCGGGCCCAUGGAGCUCAUUCACAAGAACAUCCUGCCAGUGCACGCCAGCAUCAAGAGUGCCUUCACGGAGACCUACAGACAGAAGUUCCGGACGGUGACGAUUCCUGCUGGAGAGAACCCUGCGGAGACGUACCACCGCCUCAAGGGGCUCUACCGCCGAUGGAUCCGCCCGGAGCAGCACACGAAGGAGCAGAUCGGAGAGCAGAUCAUCCUGGAGCAGCUUCUGCGUGUUUUCCCUGCAGAUAUCCGCACCUGGGUGAAGGAGCACGACAGAGGGCCUAGCGGCGGCUAA
Knipowitschia caucasica is the source of this 672-nucleotide messenger RNA. The record is from the annotation of a GenBank genome assembly. NCBI's taxonomy places the organism in Eukaryota, Metazoa, Chordata, Actinopteri, Gobiiformes, Gobiidae.